UCCGAGGCUGUUCGCAUCCGCGCGCGUCCGUCCAGCGAUGGCCUCUUCGGUGGACAGCUUAACCUGGAGGAUUUACUCGACACUGCGAUUGCGUUGCUACCAGCGGACGCGUACGCGCUACUCCUUAUCGUCGACCACGAUUUGUACGAAGAGGAAGACAUCGAUUUCUGCUGCGGACGCGCCUACGGCGGGAGUCGGGUGGCUGUUGUCUCGUCAGCUCGCUAUAGCCCUGCGCUAGACACGGUUCAAGGAGUCGAAGUGGAGCACGCUUGGCCGGUAUCACACUGCCAGGCGUACGUUGAUACGUGUGUGAGAAAUGCUGACAGCGGUGGAGGACCGUCGAGGAAGAAAGCGAAAACUGCAGUGAGGAAGGGAACAACAGUAGCGCACUUGUCCUCAGCGAUGCAGGCUGCUGUCACAGCGUCCACGUCCGCCCCCGCAUCCGCUCAAUCCGAUGGCGCUUUGUGGCUGGCUCGAGUUUGCCGAACGGCGUCACACGAGCUUGGACACUGCUUCGGGAUGGAUCACUGCGUCUACUACGCUUGCUCCAUGCAGGGGUCGGCUGGAUUAAGCGAGGACGCGCGACAGCCUCCGUACCUCUGCCCUGUAGACCUUGCCAAACUGUUGCAUGCUACUGGCGCAGACUCGACCGUGCGCUACGGGGCAUUGCUCAAGUUUUGUCAGCGCUUCGAGGACCAAGACCGAACGUUUGCAGCCUUUUCCGCCUGGUUGAGGUAUAAACUACCGGAAGGAUCGAGUGAAUGA
This is a messenger RNA of Phytophthora sojae, 765 nucleotides long. RefSeq lists its product as hypothetical. The annotation marks the transcript as partial. Gene Ontology annotation, biological process: proteolysis. Gene Ontology annotation, molecular function: metallopeptidase activity. The record is from RefSeq and is a predicted model, not a curated record. The transcript has a single exon. Lineage: Eukaryota; Oomycota; Peronosporomycetes; Peronosporales; Peronosporaceae.